Molecule: messenger RNA, 2056 nt
Organism: Durusdinium trenchii
Lineage: Eukaryota; Dinophyceae; Suessiales; Symbiodiniaceae
Source: the annotation of a GenBank genome assembly
AGACCUUAAAAUAAUCUUGGCUACAAACAUGGCGCAGUUAAAAGUAGUACUGUAUUGCAAAAUCCUGGCAGGCCAAAAAGCUGAUAAUUAUUGCUUCAUGGUUCAUAAAUGACAUGUUAACAUUAAACCCACUCGUGUGGUGGGUCAUAAUACAUCGAUUGACAGCAACCCAAAUUCCAUUCCGGAGGCAGUCCGCAGGUGCUCGAGAACGGUCUCCACUGUUUCCAGUUUGCCCCAGUUGGGGUAGACUCGCAUGUGGGGGGGGCGCAUGAGGGAGCCGCACAUGGUUCUCAAACUGCUAUUGUUACCCCUUUGGCGUGGAUGAAUUCCACAGCUCCAGGAGCUCAGCUCGGAGACAUUUGGGUCUUGGGAGAUCUCUACUCCUUGCAGCAGCAAUUGGGAGGGGCAACUAUUGAUCUCGCCCCACGCGCGGCGAGCAUGGAGAGGGGUGACUGAAUGUGACUGAUGCGAUCGCAGACGCUUGAUAUUGAUUGGGACGUGCACGGAUCGGCAUCCCAGAUGAUUCCAUCAGACUUCCAAUUCUCAAAAGCAUGCCUCAACCUGAAAAAGAAGAUGUUGGGCAGUUUCAGAGUGGGGUGUUUGGGUGAAUGCCAAGUGAUCUUUGCAUUUGGGGGGCAGGCACCCACAAGAAGCAACAAGUAUCAUGCAUGAAUUGCCAAGGGCCACCUAGAAUCCAUCACUGCAACGUGUACAGUGUACAUCAUUACCCGUCCGAUCUCAGACUAUCCCCCAAAACCGCUGGAACCUCCCAGUGACUCCCAGGAUUGGCUGACUCGGGUUGGUGGGGGGUUGGUUGGCGAGUCGGGUGCCAGAACCUGGGAUGACUGGACUCAUGGACCCAACUGCUACAUGUUGGUGAAGGCUCCAUUUCACCCUAGGUAGUUGUGAGAUUCAAAACAGAACUGAGGGUCCUUUCUGAGCCUUUGGGCACUAGAUGUUGAGUUUGUGGGAGUUAGUUCUUGAUGAACCAAGAGGAGCAACCUGGAGACUGUAGAAGCUCCGACGGCAGAGCUCCGGGCGGCCUUGGAGCCGCAAGACUCAGAGAGUCGAACAUGACCGCUGCGGUCGACGGACAAAGACUCGCUGCGUGUCACGUGUGGAGACCGUUUUGGUGAGACCGUUUUGCAUUCAGAAUCUGCCACGUUUGGUUGUUAUGCCAUGUUUUUGUGAGACGUUGUGAUCAUAUAUGCGCACCGUUGGUGGUAUGUUUUACCUGUUGCAACAGGUCGAGGUCGUACAAUGAUUCACAUCGCAGCUCCCACGAGGUCGAGCCACUUCGGCCGACGACGAGAUCAACCGACCUGUCUUAGAUAGCUCCUGCUGACCUUCACAGCCUGAUUCCGCAAGACAUCGAAUCAGCAGAUUGGCACUUUGAUGAUGGAACCAUUUUGACAUAUUUUGCACAAGACGUGCGCUAAGUAUAUACUAUUAUUGCAUAUGUCAGCGAGAGGCUUUGCUUUGGCAUGCUUUGGCUGGACUGAUUGACGGCGGCCUAGAGCGACGAUGAUCUUCCUUGUGAGCCAGACAAUUUCAGCCUACCGCCAUCUACCGCCACUUGCUGGUGCAUGCGCAGCUUUUGCUGGGCCAGCAUGCGUGUUUUCGGGCGAAGGCAGACAGUGAGGAGGGAGCCAAAUGAGGUGCUCAGCGAUUCCUCAGGCGAGCGACGUCUCGGAGGAGCCGGACCCCGCGCGAGUGGCCCGGAGCGAGGUGUGGCACAAGCCGACAAGUGGGAGGCCAUGGCGCAAGAAUUGAGCUGCUUGGAAGAUGGCCCUGCCAUGAGAGGGACCUCAGACCCCGCUGCGCCAACUCGCCCAACCGCCAACCGUUCAGUCGCCGAGCUGCUGCCGGGCCUGCCGAGGAGGAGGAGUGUGCGCUCAGUAAGUGACACUAGCUCCUCUAGCAGCUCGUCCAGCAGUUCUGCUUCGCCCACGGGACAGCGGAGCGGCGCCAGUAGCGGCGCCAGCGGUGGUGGUGCCACCAGCCGCGUGUGAAGAGACAGGGUGACAGGUAGAGAGGAGCCAGUGCAGGGCUGUCG